Molecule: messenger RNA, 297 nt
Organism: Cotesia congregata
Lineage: Eukaryota; Metazoa; Arthropoda; Insecta; Hymenoptera; Braconidae
Source: the annotation of a GenBank genome assembly
AUGUCCUGCAACUGUCUUAAAAAACUCAAGGUAUCCCAUCCACAAGUCUUCAUGGUCCCUCGCGAGUGGCUACAGAAUGGAAAGUUGGAGUGCAUCCUGUACAGCAAAAUGAAGUUUCAUUACCGUAAAUAUGGAAAAUGUGAAGGCCUUGUAAUCACACUCAUAGAAGUAAAGGCUUCCUUCGAACGUUACUCUAACUACCUGUGGGCCCGAAAGGAUUCUGAUUGGGCAACAAAACCGGAAAAAAAAUCCUACCUUGCUGUCUUUGUUCCUUGUAUCUACUGUUCCGAGCUCUAA